GGAAGAGUGCUGUACUCGUUUAGUCGUGUCAACUGUCAGGUCUUGGUUCUUGGUUGUAUUGGUCAUUUUGGCGCAGUCUGUGGGUACAGUGAGAGUACUGUCAGUACAACUACAGCGUAGAGUCCUUGGUACGGUCAUCCGAAACUGCUGUUCUUGGGAGAAAACUUUCAGGCUACUCAUACUACUCCACAGCAGAAGAGAGGAAUGAGUUUCGCUCUGACUAAGGAUGCCCUGGAGGACUUCCAGAAGGCCUUCGACAAGGAUCCGAAGAACAGGCUAGCACAGAAUGUCUGUACCAAGGUGGAUCUCAAGGAUGUCCUGGUCUCCUGUGCAGGUGCUAGGAACACAGCUCAUGUGUUCAGUCACAAGGUGGACCCAGAGGGCAAGCCAGGUACAAACCAGAAAAGCAGUGGCAUUUGUUGGCUUUUUGCCUACCUGAACGCUACCCGUAUACCUAUGAUGCGCCAUUACGAGUUGGAAGAAUUCGAAUUCAGUCAGUCAUAUCUCUUCUUCUGGGACAAAGUUGAAAGAUGCAACUUUUUCCUCAACAACAUGGUUACAACUGCUCGAAAGGGAGAACCCGUGGAUGGCCGUCUCGUGUCGUUUCUGCUGUAUAAUCCCACAGAAGAUGGGGGCCAGUGGCAUAUGCUGUGCAACAUUGUCAAGAAGUACGGCCUUGUGCCAAAGAAGAACUUCCCGGAGAGUUUCUGCUCUGAAAGUACAAUGCAGAUGAAUGCCACCUUGAAGAGUAAACUGCGGGAGUAUGCAAGAGACCUGAGGCAGAUGGUGGAGAGCGGUGCUUCAGAUGGAGACAUAGCAGUACGGAUCAAAGGCAUGACGGAAACCUGUUACCGUAUAGUGUCAAUCUGCCUGGGUUCCCCACCUUCCACUUUUACGUGGGAGUACUACAACAAGAACAAGACCUACUGCAAAGUGGGCCCCAUCACACCUGUCGAGUUCUACGAGAAGUACGUUAAGCAACAUUUUAACGUAGAUGAUAAGAUCUGUUUGGUGAACGACCCUCGGCCUACGUGCCCUUACGAAAACACGUACACGGUGGAGUACCUGGGAAAUAUGGUUGGUGGACAAGAAGUCCUCUACGUCAAUCAACCAAUCGAGGUGCUCAUGCAGGCCGUCGUAGACUCUAUAAAAGAAAAUGAGGCUGUUUGGUUUGGUUGCCAAAUUCAGAAGCGGUUUGACAGGAAGCGUGGUAUACAAGACCUCACUUUGCAUGAGUAUGACUUAAUGUUUGGGACCAGUGUUACUCUUGGCCUGAGUAAAGCAGAGAGACUUCUCUAUGGAGAGUCAAUGAUGUCCCACGCUAUGGUCUUCACUGGGGUUUCACUUGACGAUGACAACAAUCCCGUGAAGUUCCGUGUGGAAAACUCUUGGGGGGAUGAUAUCGGUAACAAGGGGUACCUUGCCAUGACCCAGGAGUGGUUCAAGGAGUUCACGUUUGAAGUUGUAGUCGACAAGAAAUUCGUCUCGCCCGGUGUGCUCUCUGUCGCCAAUAAGGACCCAAAAGUGCUUCCUGCAUGGGACCCUAUGGGUGCUCUUGCGGCAUGACUCUGUUGAGCAAGCUGUGAACUCGAGAUCUGUUCUCCACAGGUCGUUUGGCUCCUCCCCUUGUGCUCCUAAAGGAUUUCUAGUUGCUGAACUACGAUUACGUUUGUGUGAACGUCUCCGUACAGCACGCUUUGUCUAUCGGACCUUAUUCUGUGCGUGUAUGAGAACGUGGUUGAGCUUGGGAGUGUAUGCGACCUGCAUGUGUUACGAUUAUUUCAACACGUUCUGGCAAAAAGAAAAGAAAAAAAUGACCGAGGAAUCUCAUGUUGCACCUUUUCAUCUUCUGGUGCAAUUAUUAAGCACUAGUCUAUUCUGGCUACACUCUCAAAUUUUUUACUCCUGCAUUUAACAAACUGUAGUGUGCGUUCAGCAUCCUGAAAGGCUACGUGAUCAAUGCAUAAAGGCUGGCCAGGGCUGGAGACCAGCAGCAUCUUGCUUUUCAUUAGGCUGAAAACUAACCAUGCAGGUAUGCAGAUGGUUACAUGCAGUGUCAAUAUACUGGACACUGGGCAUACAUGGGUUUUCCUGAAUAAACUGGAGCGAGCUUCUAA
Messenger RNA from Ornithodoros turicata, 2117 nucleotides. RefSeq names its product bleomycin hydrolase-like. NCBI's taxonomy places the organism in Eukaryota, Metazoa, Arthropoda, Arachnida, Ixodida, Argasidae. Gene Ontology annotation, biological process: proteolysis; response to toxic substance; L-homocysteine catabolic process. The transcript has 11 exons. Gene Ontology annotation, cellular component: cytoplasm. Gene Ontology annotation, molecular function: cysteine-type aminopeptidase activity. The record is from RefSeq and is a predicted model, not a curated record. The coding region runs from base 205 to 1566 and encodes 453 amino acids.